UCAUUUACUCUUAAAUACUCUUCAAACUCGAGGCGCGCGAGUUGGGAAAAACAGCCCAAACCUACUUUUGUUUUAUUUUUAAAAAAGAAAAUGUCAGGGUUUACAUUUGGAGGGACAUCAGCAGGAGGCUUUGGAACAGGAACAACUGGUUUUGGUGGCGGAGGAUUUGGGUUUGGGACUCAACCUAAAACUACAGCAGCUACAGGCUUUGGUUUGGGUUUUGGGCAGACUGCUGCUAGCACAGCUCCAUCAUUUGGUUUUGGCGCAGCCACAACUACAGCAUCUAGUGCUCCAACAUUUGGGUUUGGAGCUACAACAACGUCUGCUGCUCCGUCUUUUGGAUUUGGAGCCACAACAAGCACUGCUCCAAGCUUUGGGUUUGGAUCUACGACUGGCACAGGCUUUGGGAGUACAACUUCUGCACCCACUGGAUUUGGAGGUUUAGGAGGGUUUGGGGCCACUACUGGUGCUACUGGAUUUGGGCUUGGUCUAAAUACAGCAACCCAGGCACAGCAGCAACAACAACAAAUGGUUGCAGAUCCAGCAGCGGAAGAGCUUGCAAAGAUAAGCAAGGCUGUAUCCCAGCCUCAGAUAUUUGGGGAUGAGAGAGAUGCUGUUAUUGCAAAAUGGAACCAGCUACAAGCUCAUUGGGGCAAGGGCAAGGGGUACUACACUGGCCAAAACUUUGUGGAGUUCAAGCCUGAUAAUAUAUUCUGCAAAUUUAAGGCUGUAGGAUACAACUGUAUGCCCUCAGGUAAAAAUGAAGAUGGGCUUGUGGCAUUGAUCAUUAAACAUCCUGUAGAUAUGGUGAAACCACAGCAACAGCAGGCACUAGAUACUAUACAUAAGAUACUGGGAAACAAACCACAACAUACAGUCUGUGCUGAGGCCAUUAACCAAAUUCCAGAUGAUAGGGCAGAAUUAGUGAUAUACGUGAUGGAACGUCCUCAGAUGGGCCCUGCCAAGCGAUGUCCUGCCACAGAUCUGUAUAACUAUUUAUCAUCUCAGCAGUUGAAACAACAGCUGGUAUCCCAGCUCGAUGUAGAGACAAUAACUGCCAAACUUCUCACCAAGGAACAACUCAAACUGUACCUUGAUCAUCCACCUGCAGGAAUAGAUCCAUUACUAUGGCAACAGGCUAUUCUUGACAACCCGGAUCCAGAGAAGAUGAUUCCAGUACCUAUGAUAGGGUUUAAAGAGUUGCAUAAGAGACUUAAAUAUCAAGACCAGCAAACAAAACUACAUCAACAAAGACUAGACUUGAUAGCGCAGGACUUGACAGAGUUUCAAAACAAACAAAGUAACAUGUUGGCCAAGUUGGAUGAAUACAAGAGGAAACACCUGGAACUCAGUCAUAGAUUGUUACAGGUGAUAGUGAAGCAGGAGAUGCACAGGAAACAAGGAUUUGCUAUACAGGUGGAUGAGGAACAAUUGAGAGUUCAUCUAGAGGCAAUACAGGCAGAACUUAACCACCCCACCCAGUUUAAGGGUCGAUUGAAUGAGUUAAUGUCACAGAUAAGAAUGCAAAAUCAUUUAGCAGCUUCAAGAUCAGAUGUUAAUUAUCAGAUAGACCCAUCUAUGUUACAUGAACUUAAAACUUUGUUGAAACAACAGCAGGAGGGACUGACACAUUUAAUAGACAUUGUUAAAGAAGACACACAGGACUUAAAUGUGAUAGAACAGGGACUUACAGACACUGCUAAUGCUAGGAGAUAGAAAUUACUAUUACAAACUGACUACACUAUAUAAUAAUAUGAAAGUGAAUUCAUCACGAGUAUCAUACAUCCAGUCGAAAUGUUACCAGAAAUUAUUUAGACGUAUAGCAAUCCCUCUGACAAGGAUGCUGAGUAACAUCAUUGUGAAAUCUUGGUGAUAUAUUUGUUAAUAAAAAAUGUUUUAGAAAAAAUGUGAAACUUCGAAGGUUCUUGUAUAAUAUAGUGGAAGCAUUUUAAGUCUCAGAUGAUGAAAAAUUCCAUUCUGAUGUAAACUAUAGUCUUAGAGGAGGAGAGAAGCAUCAGAUUUUGUCUUUAUAUACUCUGCAAACAGAGCAGAAAACUGUUGUAAGGCUGACAUGAAUGAAAAUAUUGCAUGUUUGCAUUGUAUCAUGUGUGGCGGUAAUGGUGAAUAUUGACAGAAAUAUAUUGAAGCUUUGUUCAAGAAAUGACUGUUGAUCAGACUUGUUAAUGGGAAAAAUACACCACAAAAAAAUUCAUAGUCAUUUGUAGUGUGCUUGUGUUUGAUAAGCAUUUGCUUAAAAAUAUGGGUCCUUGUAUGACUAUUACAUUUGAAAUAAUUGAAUGUGAAACUUUUAAGCUGCCAUCGAAAUGAACACUAGCCCAAAGGUAAUGCCUAAAGUAAAUUAUGGCAAGAAGCAGUUCUCAAAAAUUUAUAUAAGCUUAUAGACUCAGGAUUGUAAGAAAUUUUGCAGUUCAUAUUGAUAUAUAGAAAUCCGAGCCCUUAAUUCUAGUGCUAUUUUAGAUUCCGUUUCCAAGGUUUAGGGCAAUAUGACCUGAUCUGCAUUGUUUCAUGAACCCUUGGUCAUUGUUAUAAUUCAGAUUUCUGCUAAAAAGGUUUUCUACUGGUAGAGUUGUGUGAGAGAGAAAGUAAACUUUCAUUAAUUUUGUUAAUUUAUUCAUAGGCAGUGAGCGUGAGAUGUAAGAUUCUGACAUACUGCAUGGAAGUUUCUAGUAAUUUCACUGGUACUGAAAAACAGCUGUAAGGUAUAGGUGUUAACAAUGUUAUUGUAGGAAUAGCUCCUAGCUAAGGAAAAGGUUUUGAAAACAACAUAAACAUUAACAAAAUAUAUGUCUGAACAUACAUUUAUAUUAUAAAUAAUGUCUUAUUUUCAAUAAUAGAUAAGUAUACUGGUUGGGAACCAGUAGCCGGACACAUUUUCAUAUUUUGGCUCCAUUAUUUCCUAAAAAAAUAUUUGACAUAAAUGAAGCCCACACUGCAUAAACUUCAGCUCCUUCCGCAUCCGAUGUAAUCAGCAUCGUGUUGUGACGUAAAAUAUGGGUUCCAUGGGGCCUCAAAUGGGGUCACAAAAAGAAGUUAUUUUCCCCGUGAGGUAAACCAGUAGCCGGACAAAUAUUUUGACGAUGUUUUGCUGUUAUUUUGAUAUCGAAAUAAGUAAUUAAUUUCUUUUUACACACUUCUUUAUCAUUAAUCUCUCCAUAAAUGCACAUGAAAGAUAACCCGACAUUCAAUAGCAGCUAUGAAAGCAAACAGAGGCAAUCUAUAAACAACUGGAAUUUCGUCUAACACGAAUUCUUGAUAAUUCCAAUAGAUAUAGAAUAAAAUUAGUGCAAAAAUCUACAGCCCUGCAUGUUAUCUAACUGUUAUGGUAAAAUUAAAAGUAGCAAAUGUUAUCAGCAAACAAUCAAUUAUGUACUUUAAUUAUUUCUUCCCACUUUGUACCUUGACAAGUGUAAACUACUGCGCAUGGGCAAUGCUAUCUUCAUGGCCCGUUAAGACAGCAAGUUGUUUUGUAAACCAAGGUGAGGUAUCAUCAUAAAAUCUAACAUUAUACAGCCUUGUUAUAUAGUAGUUUGUUGUAGACAUGAAGAACACAUAUCCAAAUGAUCUAGAUGAAACAGUUACGUGAAUAAUGCCGAAAUAAGGCGGUUAUUACAUGUGUCCGGAAACUGGUCCUGUCCGGAAAAUGUUUCCUAACCAGUACUGAUUUACAGUGAAAAUGUAAGAAAUAUUUUAGAAGCAUAAUGAAUAUGGCCACAGAAUUCUAUGUUUUUGUUGGUCAUAGAAACUAAGAAAGUCAAGAUAUCAUUUCUUUUUGUAGAUGUAAAUUUCUGUGUCUCGCUAGUAUACACUACCAUAAGAACAUAGUAUUAAAAGGAAGUCAUUAAUAAUUUAAAAUAUCUUUUUAUUCAAUUAUUUUUAGAAUAUAGCAUGCAAAUAAACUUGUUGUUUGUGCAGAUAGGAAUAUCUGACUCACAGGUACUUAUUAUUCUGAACAAGGUCUUUUAAAGGUGUCCUUGAGCCGAAUAUUUCCAGUGAAAAAUUAGAUUUUAAAUCUAUUGUAACCAUCUCUAGUUUAUAUGGAACACCGAUAAUAUUGUAGCUGUGUAGUCCAUUGUUCCAGCAAGAAGGUAAUACAUAAUGGAGGUCACAUGACAUGUAUUUCUGAGCUAUAGUAAUGGAUAUAUGCACAUAUAUACACACAAAUGCUUGGGCCAUGAAAUAAAAUGUAAACAUUUGUCUGUUAAAUACACUGUUGGGGUCUCACCAUAUUGAUAAUUAUGUAGUUCUCCAAAACAGCUGCCUCACAGAUUUAAUGGAAAGAAAAUCACAUGCUCAAAAAUACAUAAAAAAUUCUUACUUUUUAGCUCAAAUAAAUGAAGUAUAUUGAGAGCAAUUUUUCUCAUCCUGGAGUCUGCAUCCACACCUCGGUAAAAGUUUUGAUGUACUUUUACUUUAUAUUUGUUACUACUUGAUGGAUUUGCUUCAAACUUAAAAUAGUUUUCCUCAUCAUUAUCCAUUACCCACAUAGAGCAUAAGGGCCAAUACUCUUGUACUAGUAUUUCAUGAAUCAUCUCCCUUUUUACUUAGAAUUUCAGGUUAAAUUUGAUACACUUUCAGUAUAUCUUUGUUGUAACUUAAUUGAUUUGUUUCAAACUUAAAAUAGUUGUUCCACAUCAUUACCCACAUCAUAUGACACAAGGGCCGUAAGUCUCUAACAAUUAUUUCAUGAAUUAUGUCCCUUUAUGCUUAGAAUUUCAGGUUGGAUUUGAUACAUGUUCAUUAUAUCUUUGUGGUUACUUAAUGGAAUUGUUUCAUACUUAAAAUAGUUAAUCCACUUCACCUUCCUCAUCAUACAAGGUCCAUUACUUGUACACAUUUGAUGCUUUUUACUGUAUGUUGUUACUUAAUGGAAUUGUUUCAUACUUAAAAUAGUUAAUCCACUUCACCUUCCUCAUUAUACAAGGUCCAUUACUUGUACACAUUUGAUGCUUUUUACUAUAUGUUGUUACUUAAUGGAAUUGUUUCAUACUUAAAAUAGUUAAUCCACUUCACCUUCCUCAUCAUACAAGGUCCAUUACUUGUACACAUUUGAUGCUUUUUACUAUAUUUAUGUUGUUGCUGAAUGGAAUUGUUUCAUACUAAAUGGAUUUGAUUUUAACUUGAAAUAGUUGUUCCACAUCAUUAGCAACAUGAUAAUGACAGAUGAUGCAUUAUUGUUGCAGAAAUAUUCAGUGAAUUAUAUCCUUUUAUAGAUAGAUUUAUUCGUGUAAAUAUAUACAUCGCAUUGACACAAUUAUCACAUACAUUGAAUUUAUACAGCACAUAAUAUAUUAACACAGCUUGGAUAUCACAGACAUUAUUGGUAACUAAUGCACAAUUAUGACAUAUAUAAAAACACAGGAUAACCUGUAAAAGCCUUGUGGCUUAUUUCCAACAGGGUCCUUGUUAAUAUUUGGAUACAUUUUCACUCUAUCUCUGUUAUUACUAAGUACAUUUGACCCAGAUUUUUUUCCCCUAUUAAUACUGACAUGAUACUGUUGCAGAAAUAUUCCAUGAAUUAUGCCCCUUUUGUACUUUGUUAAUGUUUUGAUACAUUUCCACUCAAUCUCUGUUAUUAUUAAAUACAUUCAACACAAGUCUUAAACUAUUCUCCAAUAUUGUCAUUCACAGUGAAGUCCUUUAACACUUAAAUGAUAGCUUCUAAAGAUGUGUCAUAUUUCACAAUGCAGCAUCGAAAUAGUCAAACUCAUGUGACAGCAGUUCUUUAUUUUAGGACUGGCUUUUAGACUGAACUUUAAUUCUACAUAGUCAUAUUUAGGAUCAAAUAUCUAAUAACUCGCCAUAUAACUUUAAAAUAAGAAAUGUUGCUUUUUUUGUCUUGAAAUUAUUAUACAGACUUCCUUUAAGGUCCAAGAUGAAAGUCUGGCUUUUAUCUGUAGAACUAUUAAUCAGUUUGGUGCGGACUAAUGGUUAUAUACUCUUACAUGAAAUUUUGCUAUUGUUACAAAAUUGCUGACAAUAAAAAGAUGAAAAUUAAAA
Messenger RNA from Mercenaria mercenaria, 6018 nucleotides. RefSeq names its product nuclear pore complex protein Nup54-like. The coding region runs from base 91 to 1716 and encodes 541 amino acids. The transcript has 10 exons. Gene Ontology annotation, biological process: protein localization to nuclear inner membrane; nuclear pore organization; NLS-bearing protein import into nucleus. Gene Ontology annotation, cellular component: nuclear pore; nuclear pore central transport channel. Gene Ontology annotation, molecular function: structural constituent of nuclear pore. The record is from RefSeq and is a predicted model, not a curated record. NCBI's taxonomy places the organism in Eukaryota, Metazoa, Mollusca, Bivalvia, Venerida, Veneridae.